AUGACCCUCACCCUCACUCGACCCUCACUCGAUCCUCACUCGCCCCUCACUCCACCCUCACUCGCCCCUCACUCGACCCUCACUCGAUCCUCACUCGCCCCUCACUCCACCCUCACUCGCCCCUCACUCGCCCCUCACUCGACCCUCACUCGCCCCUCACUCGCCCCUCACUCGCCCCUCACUCGCCCCUCACUCGCUCCUCACUCGCUCCUCACUCGCCCCUCACUCGCCCCUCACUCGCCCCUCACUCGCCCCUCACUCCACCCUCACUCCACCCUCACUCGCCCCUCACUCGACCCUCACUCGACCCUCACUCACCCCUCACUCCACCCUCACUCGCCCCUCACUCGACCCUCACUCGACCCUCACUCGCCCCUCACUCCACCCUCACUCCACCCUCACUCGCCCCUCACUCCACCCUCACUCCACCCUCACUCGCCCCUCACUCGCCCCUCACUCGCCCCUCACUCCACCCUCACUCGCCCCUCACUCGCCCCUCACUCGCCCCUCACUCGCUCCUCACUCGCUCCUCACUCCACCCUCACUCGCUCCUCACUCCACCCUCACUCGCUCCUCACUCCACCCUCACUUGCUCCUCACUCGCCCCUCACUCGCCCCUCACUCCACCCUCACUCGCCCCUCACUCGCCCCUCACUCGCCCCUCACUCGCCCCUCACUCCACCCUCACUCCCCCUCACUCGCCCCUCACUCCACCCUCACUCGCCCCUCACUCCACCCUCACUCCACCCUCACUCGCCCCUCACUCGCCCUCACUCGACCCUCACUCGACCCUCACUCGACCCUCACUCGACCCUCACUCGCCCCUCACUCGCCCCUCACUCCACCCUCACUCGCCCCUCACUCGACCCUCACUCGCCCCUCACUCGCCCCUCACUCCACCCUCACUCGCCCCUCACUCCACCCUCACUCCACCCUCACUCGCCCCUCACUCCACCCUCACUCGCCCCUCACUCGCCCCUCACUCGCCCCUCACUCCACCCUCACUCGCCCCUCACUCGCCCCUCACUCCACCCUCACUCGCCCCUCACUCGACCCUCACUCGCCCCUCACUCCACCCUCACUCGCCCCUCACUCGCCCCUCACUCCACCCUCACUCGCCCCUCACUCGCCCCUCACUCGACCCUCACUCGACCCUCACUCGACCCUCACUCGCCCCUCACUCGCCCCUCACUCGCCCCUCACUCCACCCUCACUCGCCCCUCACUCGACCCUCACUCGACCCUCACUCGACCCUCACUCGACCCUCACUCGACCCUCACUCGCCCCUCACUCGCCCUUCACUCGCCCCUCACUCGCCCCUCACUCGCCCCUCACUCCACCCUCACUCCACCCUCACUCGCCCCUCACUCCACCCUCACUCCACCCUCACUCGCCCCUCACUCGACCCUCACUCGCCCCUCACUCGCCCCUCACUCGCCCCUCACUCGCCCCACACUCCACCCUCACUCCACCCUCACUCGACCCUCACUCGACCCUCACUCCACCCUCACUCGCCCCUCACUCGCCCCUCACUCGCCCCUCACUCGCCCCUCACUCGACCCUCACUCGCCCCUCACUCCACCCUCACUCGCCCCUCACUCGCCCCUCACUCGCCCCUCACUCGCCCCUCACUCCACCCUCACUCCACCCUCACUCGCCCCUCACUCCACCCUCACUCGCCCCUCACUCGCCCCUCACUCGCCCCUCACUCCACCCUCACUCCACCCUCACUCGACCCUCACUCGCCCCUCACUCCACCCUCACUCGCUCCCCUCACUCGCUCCUCACUCGCUCCUCACUCGCCCCUCACUCCACCCUCACUCCACCCUCACUCGCCCCUCACUCCACCCUCACUCGACCCUCACUCCACCCUCACUCGACCCUCACUCGCCCCUCACUCCACCCUCACUCCACCCUCACUCCACCCUCACUCCACCCUCACUCGCUCCUCACUCCACCCUCACUCGCUCCUCACUCCACCCUCACUCGCCCCUCACUCCACCCUCAUCACUCCACCCUCACUCCACCCUCACACCCCACUCGACCCUCACUCCACCUCACUCCACCCUCACUCGCCCCUCACUCGCCCCUCACUCCACCCUCACUCGCCCCUCACUCGCCCCUCACUCCACCCUCACUCGCCCCUCACUCCACCCUCACUCGACCCUCACUCGCCCCUCACUCCACCCUCACUCGCCCCUCACUCGCCCCUCACUCGCCCCUCACUCCGCCCCUCACUCCACCCUCACUCCACCCUCACUCGCCCCUCACUCGCCCCUCACUCGCCCCUCACUCGCCCCUCACUCCACCCUCACUCGCCCCUCACUCGCCCCUCACUCGCCCCUCACUCCACCCUCACUCCACCCUCACUCCACCCUCACUUGCCCCUCACUUCACCCUCACUCGCCCCUCACUCCACGCUCACUCCACCCUCACUCGCCCCUCACUCGCCCCUCACUCGCCCCUCACUCGCCCCUCACUCCACCCUCACUCGCCCCUCACUCACCCCUCAGACCACAACCAUUCUUGUCCACAGCCUUGUUACUUCCUGUAUUGACUACUGCAAUUCCCUCCUCUUUGGUCUCCUCCAAAACUCUGCUGCCCACAUCAUCACCAGGACCCCCACCAUUCACCACAUCAUCACCUGUCUCCUCCUCUCUGUCCCCUCUCUCCUCCUCUCUCCUCCUCUCUCCUCCCCUCUGUCCCCCCUCUCCUCCUCUCUGUCCCCUCUCUCCCCCUCUCUCCUCCUCUGUCCCCUCUCUCCUCCUCUCUGUCCCCUCUCCUCCUCUCUGUCCCCUCUCUCCUCCUCUCUCCUCCUCUCUGCCCCCUCUCUCUGUCCCCCCUCUCCCCCUCUCUGUCCCCUCUCUCCUCCUCUGUCCCCUCUCCUCCUCUGUCCCCUCUCCUCCUCUGUCCCCUCUCCUCCUCUCUGUCCCCCCUCCUCUCUGUCCCCUCUCUCCUCCUCUCUGUCCCCUCUCCUCCUCUCUCCUCCUCUCUCCUCCCCUCUGUCCCCCCUCUCUGUCCCCUCUCUCCCCCUCUCUCCUCCUCUGUCCCCUCUCUCCUCCUCUCUGUCCCCUCUCCUCCUCUGUCCCCUCUCUCCUCCUCUCUCCUCCUCUCUGCCCCCUCUCUCUGUCCCCCCUCUCCCCCUCUCUGUCCCCUCUCUCCUCCUCUGUCCCCUCUCCUCCUCUCUGUCCCCCCUCCUCUCUGUCCCCUCUCUCCCCCUCUCUGUCCCCUCUCUCCUCCCCUCUGUCCCGUCUCUCCUCCCCUCUGUCCCGUCUCUCCUCCCCUCUGUCCCGUCUCUCCUCCCCUCUGUCCCGUCUCUCCUCCCCUCUGUCCCCCCUCUCCUCCUCUCUGUCCCCUCUCUCCUCCUCUCUGUCCCCUCUCUCCUCCUCUCUGUCCCCUCUCUCCUCCUCUCUGUCCCCUCUCUCCUCCUCUCUGUCCCCUCUCUCCUCCUCUCUGUCCCCUCUCUCCUCCUCUCUGUCCCCUCUCUCCUCCUCUCUGUCCCCUCUCUCCUCCUCUCUGUCCCCUCUCUCCUCCUCUCUGUCCCCUCUCUCCUCCUCUCUGUCCCCUCUCUCCUCCUCUCUGUCCCCUCUCCCCUCCUCUCUGUCCCCUCUCUCCUCCUCUCUGUCCCCUCUCUCCUCCUCUCUGUCCCCCCUCUCCUCCUCUCUGUCCCCCCUCUCCUCCUCUCUGUCCCCUCUCUCCGUCCCCUCUCUCCUCCUCUCUGUCCCCUCUCUCCUCCUCUCUGUCCCCUCUCUCCUCCUCUCUGUCCCCUCUCUCCUCCUCUCUCCCCCUCUCUGUCCCCUCUCUCCCCCUCUCUCCCCCUCUCUGUCCCCUCUCUCCCCCUCUCUGUCCCCUCUCUCCUCCUCUCUGUCCCCUCUCUCCUCCUCUCUGUCCCCUCUCUCCCCCUCUCUGUCCCCUCUCUGUCCCUCUCUGUCCCCUCUCUGUCCCCUCUCUGAGUCAAAUCCAGUUCAAAACUCACCUCACAUGACCAGUCACAUGACCAGUCACAUGACCAGUCACCCCAACACCUUUGUCCAGUUCUGCUGUUUUAGUUGUUUGUAA
Molecule: messenger RNA, 4059 nt
Organism: Knipowitschia caucasica
Lineage: Eukaryota; Metazoa; Chordata; Actinopteri; Gobiiformes; Gobiidae
Source: the annotation of a GenBank genome assembly